AUGCCCUGCCCUCGGCCGCCCUGGCUCCGCCGCCCCCGGGCCCCUCAGGGCUCGGGCCCUAGCUCCCCGGGUUCACCCUCUGCGCCCGGUUCCCCAGGCAGCGGGGAGGACGAGGAGGAGGAAGAGCGGGACGGCAGCCCGGGCUCUGGCCCCAUCCUGCCCCCCGCUACCCCCGUGGAGUGCCUCAUCUGCGUGUCGCCCUUCGACGGCGUGUUCAAGCUGCCCAAGCGCCUGGACUGCGGCCACGUCUUCUGCCUCGAGUGCCUGGCUCGCCUGUCUCUGGCCACGGCCGGCGGCGGCGACCCGGUGGCCUGCCCAGUGUGCCGCGCGCCCACGCGCCUGGCCCCGCGCGGCGGGCUGCCCGCGCUGCCCACUCAGGCCGGCCUGCUGCCCCGCGCCCCGCCCGUGCCCGGGCCGCGCAAGGCCCGCGCCGCGCUCCCGCCGCCGCCGCCGCCGCUGCGCCUCGGCCGCCCGCUGUCGCGCCGCCGGACGCUGGCCAGCACCACCUGGCUCUUCAACGCGGCCGUGGCGCUGGCCGUACUGGUGGCCGCGGGCCUCGUGGUCUCCGGCGUCUACAUCUUCUUUCUCAUCCCGCACGCCGCCGCCUCCGGCCCCGCGCGGCCCCAGCUCGUAGCGCUCGCCCCGGCGCCCGGCCUUCCCUGGUUCGCGCCGCGGCCCACGCCCGGGGCGCCGUGGACCCCCGCCUGGACGCCACGCCCCGCGGGCCCUGUCCUGGAUGCCGCCCGGCCAGGGGCUGAGGAGGACGCGCCGGAGGCCGAGGGGGUCCCCGAAGACCUGGCGGAGGCCGAGGAGCGAGAGGACAGGCCCUCGGACCGCAUGUGGGGGGUGGAGGCUGGACCCAGCUGGGCCCCGCAAGCACGGGGCAGGAGGAGAGUGUGGGCGCCUCAGUAAACGCGAAUGUGCUGCAGGCCCUGUCCCAAGGCUUGGAGACCUUAGUGUCAUAUGGCCGGGACCACUCGCCAUGAUCCCCGUAGAGGCCUCAGCAGGGUGCAUGGCAAGCACCCAUUUUUCCACAGAGAGGCCUGGCGGGAUCAUUCCCGGCACCAUCACCACAGGGCAGGGACCCUCUCAAGGAGCAACCCUACCGUUGUUCCCACAGGGAGCCUCUGGGGGCACCCCGACCCCAAUCCCAUGGGCAUCAGGCUGAGGGUGCACUGACCUCCAUCUUUGUAAAGGUCCCGCUGAAAAGUGCUCCUAAACCUGGUCUCCGUGAGAAUCCAAUUGGGAGUACUCUUGAUCCUCAUCACUCGUGGGAACCCAGCUGGUGAGCUCCCUGACCGACAUCUGCAGGGGCCCUCCUGAGGCACCCCCCAGCCCUGAUCCUCACAGGGUCCUCCUGAGUGCCCCCCUAGUCAUCGUCAGAGCCCUGGGGGAGCAUCCUCGGCCAGUACCAGGGACUGAAGGCUCUGAUCUGCUCAUCCUUUGUGCUCACCGCAGGUGGCUGGGGGGCCCCAUCUUUGGAGGGCAAAGCUGCUGCUCUUAUUCCUGACCACACCCCCUGACUGGCCCACUGCAAGGCUGGCUCCCCCAGGCUGUGGAGUUUGUUUCCCACUCUGCUGCCUGCAGGCUGGGCCUGAGUGGGAUCCAGCUGUCUCCAUGCUGGUCCUGGGUUGCUGCCCUGCACCUGGCUGGGACUUGGGCCUGGAGGGGCAGGGGUGACCAGGCCUGACCAGGGCUCAGGAGGGACAGAUAGGGCCUGAGCCUCAAAGACUGGCUCCCACCAGGGUGCUGAAUACCAACUUGCAAUGGGAGCCUUGACUUCCCCUAUGGGUUGUGGCUUAUGGGACCCUAAUAUGCUGUGGGCAGCUAUGGUCACCGAGGUUCAAAGAGGCCAAGGCUGCCCUCUGGGUCAGAUAGUGUCCCAUAAUUUGGUGGGGUUGCUCCUGGACCUCCCUGGCCUACCCAAGGGAUCCUGGCUCCUCUCCCUAGCCGCUAGAGCCCUCAUCACCUUCAUCUCCACUCAUUAAUUUCUCAUUAUUGCACCUCCUCCCCCAGGGCUCCACCAGCCUUUCAUGGCAUCCCUGCUGUUCCCCCAGGUGAAGCCUCAGCCCUCCCAGUAGACAGCAGCCUCCAGGGAGGGCAGCUCUUGGAUGCCUGUCCUCCUCUCAGAAGCCUUCCUGGAUUAGUCACUGAGGAGUAGUUAGCAGCCACUCUCUGCAGAAACUGAACAUGAGCCUCUGUCUCCCCUCAGGCCCUAGAGCCCCCUUCCUGCCUCACUUUGCUCAGGGUUGGGGUGCUGUGUGCUGUGGUUGGGCAUCCAGCAUUUUCCAGAGAGAAAUAUGACUUCUAUGGGGCUGAAGGCUCCUGUUUGAUUUGUUUACAUGUGUGUCCUCAGCGCCUGGCACACAGUGGGUGCUUUCUGGGGAGUGAUGGCAUUGCAGGUGACUACAAGGUAGCUGGGGAAUGCCUGUGGGCACCCUCGGCCCACCCAGCUCACAGCGACCCUGACCUAGGCAUGCCAGUGGAACUCCUGAUGUGAGCUGCUGCUUCCAGGUGGGAAGCUGGAGGAGGAACAUCAGGGUGUCUGAGGGAGUGUCUUCCCUGACCAGUUCUUGUUCCACAUCCAGGUGCCGAUGUCACCCACAGGGGCAGGGACCAGUGUGCUGGGUCACUGGGCAGCCACAGCCUAGCCCCACAGGGAGGGGACCUGGUUGGGCAGGAGCAGGGUUAGCAGUCUAUAUUAAUUUUCUCUGGUUGCUGCAACAAAUUACCACCAACUCAGUUCCUUAGAACAACACAUGUUAAUUAUCUUACCGUUCUGCAGGGCAGAAGUCUUGAAAUGAGUUUCAACAGGCUAAAGUCGAGGUGUCUGCUGGGCUAGUUCCUCUUGGAGGCUCUAAGAGAGAAUUCAUUUCCUUAGCUUUUCCAGCCUUUAGAGCUGCAUUCCGUGGCUCCUUCCUUAUCUUCAAAGGCAGCAGGUAUCUUCAAAUCUCUGACUCUCCUGCUUCCCUCUUUCACUUAUGAAGACACUGUGAUUACAUUGAGCCCAUUUGGAUAAUCCAGGA
Messenger RNA from Equus quagga, 3026 nucleotides. It is a transcript of the gene RNF225, whose product is annotated as ring finger protein 225. NCBI's taxonomy places the organism in Eukaryota, Metazoa, Chordata, Mammalia, Perissodactyla, Equidae. The coding region runs from base 1 to 912 and encodes 303 amino acids. The record is from RefSeq and is a predicted model, not a curated record. The transcript has 2 exons. Gene Ontology annotation, biological process: protein ubiquitination. Gene Ontology annotation, molecular function: ubiquitin protein ligase activity.